Petromyzon marinus (sea lamprey) is the source of this 2042-nucleotide messenger RNA. Lineage: Eukaryota; Metazoa; Chordata; Hyperoartia; Petromyzontiformes; Petromyzontidae. The record is from RefSeq and is a predicted model, not a curated record.
UUGUUGUUGUUGGUUGUUAUUGUUGUUGGUUAUUGUUGUUGGUUGUUAUUGUUGUUUAUUGUUGUUGUUGGUUGUUCGCCCGAUCCAGCGGCUCCAGGUCGGCAGUUCGCCGCUUCCACCACCGCAGCACCGCGGGCGGCAGGCGGCGAGCCGCCGCCUCCUCGCUCGCAUCGACAGUCGCCGAUUGUCUGAGACGCCGGAGGAGGAGGAGCAGGGGUAGGAGCAGUGGGGGUAGGAGCAGGAGGAGUGGUAGGGGCAGCAGGGGUAGGAGCAGGAGGAGCAGGGGUAGGAGCAGGGGUAGGGGCAGCGGGGGUAGUAGGAGCAAGGCCCCUGGCAAGUGCUGCUGCGGGUGGGAGGAGCGGCCUCUGGAGCCAUCUCUAGGGAGAGAGACGCGUCCGCCGCACCUCCGGGCACGGUUCGGCUAAGUUCGUCGUCGUACAUUCAGACAGAACGCGCGCACGUCGUAAAGCGGAACGCGCCCACGUCGUAAAUCGGAAACCCGAGCCCGUCGUAAAGCGGAAUCUCGAGCCCGUCGUAAAGCGGAUCGGGCGCCCGUCGCAAAGCGAGACGCGCCCCGUCGUAAAGCGAGACGCGCGCCCGUCAUGUUCGCCGCGCGCGCCACGUGCGCCAUGUGCGGCGUGGCGGGGCGUCCGCCCUACACGUGCCCGCGCUGCAACGCGCGCUACUGCAGCGCGCGCUGCUACCGCGCGCCCAGCCACGCGGCCUGCAGCGAGGACUUCUACCGCCGCUGCGUCCUGGGCGAGAUGACUCGCGGGGGAGGAGGAGGAGGAGGGGAGACGGAUCCGGCGUCAUCGUCACGCGCCUCCUCCUCCUGUUCGUCGCCCGAGCGAGUGGAGCGAAUGCUUGGGAUGUUGAGGAGGCUCCGGACGCAGCAGCAGCAGGAGGAGGAGGAAGAAGAGGAAGAGGAGCAGCAAGGAGAUUGUGACGCGGAGGAGAAGAAGAUGAUGAUGGAAGCCGAGAGAAAGAAGAGUGGUGAUGACAGCGAUGACAGUGAUGAUGUUGACGAGCAAGCAGAGGAGAUGAUGAAGAUCGGCACGAUUGGUGGCGGCGGUGCCACUGCUCACGCAAAUGUGGGAAUCAAUAUUGACGACGACGACGACGAUGCCGACGACGACGAUGCCGACGACGAUACCGACGACGACGACCCCAGCAGCCUCGCCGUGAGACUGCGGGGCCUGAACCUCGACACGGACUCGCGGCUCGUCUGGGAGAGGCUCACGGACGCCGAGCGGAGGAAGUUCCACGACUUCGUGGACUCGGCCCACGCUGCGUCGUCGUCGCCGCCGCCGCCGCCGCUGCCGCCACCCUGGCGGCCGUGGUGGGAGCGUGGAGACCGCGGCCGCCGGGCCGAGCGUCUCGCGGGCGUCGCGGCGGCGGCGGUGGAGGAAGAGGAGAAGAAGGGACAGAAGCUACGCAGAGAGGCGGAGAAAGACGACGACGAGGACGAGGAUGAGGAGGACGAGGAGGACGAGGAGGACGAGGAGGAGGAGGAGGACGAGGAGGACGAGGUGGACGACGAGGAGGAGGAGGAGGAGGGCACCGCCCGGAUCCCCCCGGUGGCCGCGCUCAUCCCCCCGCUGCGCUCGCUGUCGAGCCGCGGGCCGGCCCCCUGCGUCCCCCUCUCGCUCGUCAGCCUGCUGCUGGCCUACGCGGCGGCGGCGCUGCUCGCUCGCCGCGGCGACGACGCCCCGGCCCGCGACUUUGCGGGGCUCCUCCUGCGGCUCUGCGACCCCCCGGCGGGCGCCGUCCGCGGCGGCGCCGGGGAGGCGGCGCCGCCGGCGGCGGCGCUGGCGGGGGAGGGCGGCGACGGGGAGGCGCUGUGGUCGCGCUGCCUGGGCGCGGUGCGGAGGAUCCUGGAGGGGCCGAGGAGCGGAGACCGCCGGCGCUACGCGCUGGCCGCCCUGUCGCACGCCGGCGAGGUGUUCAAGUGCCUCUUCCUGCUGGCGUGGGCGGCCGAGCGGGGCGCGGAGCUGCCCGGCCUCGCGCGGGCCGUGCGGGAGGAGGAGGAGCGGGAGUUGUGA